AAACAUGGCCCAGGUAUUAGACGCUAUUGUUAAGGAAAAAGUUGUUAAGUUGAGAGAUCGAUUUAAACCUCCGAUCAAUGAUAAUAUUUAUAAACACAUAUUGAAACUAUUAAAAGAAAAAGUUGAACAGGGGAAAACUUCGAGUUUAACAAAAAUGCCGGAGAGAGUUAGAAGAUUUUGGAAAAUACACGGAAAGGAAUUCGUUGAUAUUACAGAUCUUACCAAAUACUUUGGGCGUUUAGAAAAUGGCAUUAUGGUAAAAACAGGCCGAAUCCUUUUAUCUGAAUCAUUAGCCAUUGAAAUAAUCAGUAAAUAUGCUCUUGAACAUGGUAAAGAAACUAGUUCAACAAUUCAUAAAGAUUUGCAAUCUAAAUUUGAAUUACCUCUUCCAUUUAUACAGACUUAUGUGAAAAAAGCAAUUAAUGAAAAAGUGGAAAAGAAUCGAAAAUGGAGUUCUCAAAAGUUACAAGAAAGAUUAAGUGAAGCUCAUAAACAAGCUAUUAUGGAAGCAGUUGAAAAUAUUACACAAUCUGAUUCUAAUAAUUUAGAUAAAUCAUUAACAACAAUAAAACUUGUACAAAUGGGAGAAAUUGAAAGUGAAAGUGGAGAAACAAGCAAAAGUACACCAUUAUUGUUAAUUCAUCCUAAACCAAAAAGGAAAGCAAAACAAAUUAAAUGUGACAACAAUCAACAGUUUUCAAAAACUCAGUUUCCAAUAUUUUCACAACCACCAUUAUCAUCAUGGCAGGAACACCCUCGUAACUUAAUUCCUGAAUUAUGUCGCCAGUUUUAUCAUUUGGAAUGGCUUUCUGGCACAGGUGGUGGAAUUAGCAUUAGACAUGGAAAUGAAAUUUACAUUGCUCCUUCUGGAGUUCAGAAGGAGAGAAUUCAACCUGAAGACUUAUUUAUUCAAGAUCUUGAAGAAAGAUUUAUAUCUGGACCCGCUUCGCAUAAGAAACUUAAAAAAAGUGAAUGUACUCCACUCUUUAUGAAUGCUUACACAAUGAGAGGAGCUGGUGCAGUUAUACAUUCCCAUUCCAAAAAUGCAGUUUUAGCUACACUUCUUUAUCCAGGAAAGGAAUUUCAGAUAACGCAUCAAGAAAUGAUUAAAGGAAUCAAAAAGGGUACUACAGGUACAAAUUACAGGUAUGAUGACCUUUUGAUUGUACCAAUUAUUGAAAAUACACCAUUUGAAAAAGAUUUAAAGGAUUCAAUGGCACAAGCUAUGGAAGAAUAUCCGGACACCUGUGCGGUGUUAGUGAGACGUCACGGUAUUUAUGUCUGGGGCGAUACGUGGGAAAGAGCAAAAACAAUGUGUGAAUGUUACGAUUAUCUAUUCGACAUUGCAGUCAGAAUGAAGCAGAUGGGACUUGACCCGACUGCCAGACCUUCAAGUGAAAAUGUACAGCAUGUGGUUACUGUCCCACUAGUGUGUCAGACGGACGAGCAUGGCAUCGCCACUGCGGAAACCACCAAACAGACGAGUGAAAAUAUUCAGGUAAUUGGAUGCUUGACUAUUUUUCUAACAAUGAAUAUAAUAUUUAUUAUUAUAGUUGAAAUGAAAGUCAAAAGUAAUUUUUAAUUAAUUUCCUUAAAUGGCCAAAUGUCCAAGCAGCAUCAACCCACCCCUCUGAGACUUCCCGGAGUGGUGGACUGAUGAAUGAAUUUGGAUUGGUCAAAAAACCCAAAGAAAUUUUUCAGAGUUGUCUAUUUGGGAUAUGUCAGGCUCUAUUCUCACUGGCCAGCUGCCCCAUUAUGGGUCCAACCAACUCAUGAAAAAUGAUCCUCUUAAUGUUCAAAGGGCAGAAAGAGUAAAAAAAAAAAAGUUGAUUUUUUUUUAAUGAAAUGUCUUGGAAGUCUAAUAUUAACUUUGUAAUUGAAAAAGGUAUUAUUGUCAUCAUUUUGUCCAUUUUAAUCACAAAAAAAUAUUUUUUGGUUUGUGCAUGUUUCAGUGGAGUGACAUAUACAGAUGUACUGUACUGUACAUCAAAUCUUGAUCUAUAACCUUCAAGAGAUCAUGAUACAUUGCUUGGUGGGUAGCAUAGAUCUCUUUUUCCUCUAGUUUAUUUAACACCUGGAUAUGAUAUGCACAUUUUAUGACUUUGUAAUGAAGGAUUUCCCAUACUAUCAGUUGUGGCACAAUGAGCACUUACCUGGCUUAGUUUUCUGAUUGAUAACAUAGACUCUGUGUUAUCACAGUUUCUAUACCGCUGGGGAGGUUGGAAGUCUCCCGAUCCGGCAACAGGUUGUUAAACCUUCUCACUGUCAAGAUGGCUUAAAAAUUUUUUCCUUUUAUUUACCCCGUUGUAACAGGAUUUAAUGUUUCAGGUCGAGUGGAGGAGAGGGAGGAGUGCCGUCGGUAAAGCGAUAGACGAUAUACGAGUAAAAGAAGACACCAAUUUAACAAGGAAACAAUGGUUUAUUAGCUAUCUAUAUAGACUGUACACUAACUAUUAUUGAGGGAAAAUUCUGAGUCCCCUAACGCGAAGGGCCGAGAGAGAGUUUACAAAAAUCUGUUCCAUGCCUCUUCCUGUAUUUCGAUUUUCUUGAGGAAAUAAGAUACUGGUAUCCAACUGGUCCAGAAAUGGUACAAUGGUACAAUAUUGGAAGGACACAAUAUUAAAGCAGUUGCCGGACACUAGCCGGUUGAUGAACGACUCUCCCGAGAGGGGGUAGCAAGUGGCUUUUAUAGUUUCAUCGUGGGAGAAUAGUCACGUGAUUACUUAUUGUGAGGUAAAAGGUAUGCGGAUGGGUCAAAGUUGUCCCCCGGGAUCAUGCUAACUAUCAACUUUGGAGUUGGAAUGUGGGAUUAUUUUUGAAGUGGACAGAUGUUUACUUUGAAUGAAAGGGGAGAUUGGAAUUUUUCCCUUUUUUGAGUUAGGUUUUAGUUUAGGUUUAAAGGACUUUAAUUGAAAAAUAAUUGGCAAAAAUUCCGGAUUUCACAUAUAGAACUGUUUCGUUUGAUAUAGUGGGUUUUCCAGAAAGUUGUGCAUCACGUACAUUACCCAUUUGCUUGAAUUUGUUAACCAACAGUCUGAUAUUGGCACCAAUAGGAACAGACUUCCCGAAUUUCUUUCUGGGUUUCUGUACUUCCAUUUAGUGUUUGUAUAUGCUUUGGUGGUUAAUCCACCAAAGCAUAUGCAAAUAACAGUGGCUCUAUUUUCUUGGAUCGACAUGUUUCACAUG
Messenger RNA from Centruroides sculpturatus (bark scorpion), 3186 nucleotides. Its product is annotated as methylthioribulose-1-phosphate dehydratase-like. Bases 5 to 1582 code for a protein of 525 amino acids. Lineage: Eukaryota; Metazoa; Arthropoda; Arachnida; Scorpiones; Buthidae. Gene Ontology annotation, cellular component: cytoplasm. The record is from RefSeq and is a predicted model, not a curated record. The transcript is spliced from 9 exons. Gene Ontology annotation, molecular function: metal ion binding; methylthioribulose 1-phosphate dehydratase activity.